Molecule: messenger RNA, 1797 nt
Organism: Bacillus rossius redtenbacheri
Lineage: Eukaryota; Metazoa; Arthropoda; Insecta; Phasmatodea; Bacillidae
Product: chitin-binding domain protein cbd-1-like
Exons: 5
Coding region: 80-1573 (497 amino acids)
Cellular component (GO): extracellular region
Molecular function (GO): chitin binding
Source: RefSeq, a predicted model, not a curated record
GUAUUUUACUUACUCUGAGAGUUGAUACAGUGGAACUGACUAGUUUUCGCAGUUCAUUAUCGAGAAUAUCCUGAUCACAAUGAGAGGCAUCACAGCAGUGUUCCUCGCCGCCUGUGCCCUGGUGCGGGCCCAGAGCGGGGACGGGGAGCAAGGUAUCAUCCCUGACAGCGUGGUCAUCGCCUGUCCACUGGAAGAGGCCGAGGACUCCCUGGUGACCAUCCUGAAGAACCCGUCCGACUGCUCCAAGUUCUACAAGUGCGACCACGGACUGCCCGUCGAGAAGAGCUGCCCCAAAGGACUGCUGUUCAACGACAAACUCAAGGUCUGCGACUAUCCGCAAAACGUAGACUGCAGCGAGGUGUCAACGGUGGCUCCUGCGGCGUCCACAGAGCCCCCCACCACGACGACGGAGAAACCCGCCGCGCCCGCCAGCCCCUGCCCCGCCGAGGACCCGCAGCACGGCGAGGCAGUCAUCGUCGCCGACCCCGACGACGCCUCCAGCUUCUUCAUCUGCAGCUGGGGGGUGGCGUACCGCCAGCGGUGCGCGCCAGGCCUGGUCUUCAGCAGCUCUCUGAGGGUGUGCGACUGGCCGGAGACGGUCGCCGAGGUGCCGACCACGACGACAGCCAAGCCCGCGCCCCAGGUCUCCUGCCCCGCGGACCAGGAGCAGGGCGGCCGGGUCGUGAUACUCGCCAACGAGGCGGACAACACCAGCUUCUACAAGUGCAGCUGGGGGGUGCCGCACCUCUUCAGAUGCCCGCUGGGGCUGGUCUUCAACGACGAGCUCAAAGUGUGCGACUGGCCUUACAAUGUUAGAGACUGCCCGACAGGUACCUCCCACUGUGCUGCAGGCAUCACAGCAGUGUUCGUCGCCGCCUGUGCCCUGGUGCGGGCCCAGAGCGGGGACGGGGAGCAAGGUAUCAUCCCUGACAGCGUGGUCAUCGCCUGUCCACUGAAAGAGGCCGAGGACUCCCUGGUGACCAUCCUGAAACACCCAUCCGACUGCUCCAAGUUCUACAAGUGCGACCACGGACUGCCGGUCGAGAAGAGCUGCCCCAAAGGACUGCUGUUCAACGACAAACUCAAGGUCUGCGACUAUCCGCAAAACGUAGACUGCAGCGAGGCGUCAACGGUGGCUCCUGAGGCCUCCACAGAGCCCCCCAUCACGACGACGGAGAAACCCGCCGCGCCCGCCCGCCUCUGCCCCGCCGAGGACCCGCAGCACGGCGAGGCAGUCAUCGUCGCCGACCCCGACGACGCCUCCAGCUUCUUCAUCUGCAGCUGGGGGGUGGCGUACCGCCAGCGGUGCGCGCCAGGCCUGGUCUUCAGCAGCUCUCUGAGGGUGUGCGUCUGGCCGGAGACGGUCGCCGAGGUGCCGACCACGACGACAGCCAAGCCCGCACCCCAGGUCUCCUGCCCCGCGGACCAGGAGCAGGGCGGCCGGGUCGUGAUACUCGCCAACGAGGCGGACAACACCAGCUUCUACAAGUGCAGCUGGGGGGUGCCGCACCUCUUCAGAUGCCCGCUGGGGCUGGUCUUCAACGACGAGCUCAAAGUGUGCGACUGGCCUUAGUGAGCAAGCGCCAUGUCCACAAAUCCGUGCAUAAAGUACAACGUAUUGCAUUAGGUACUUAGGAAGACAUGCUGUACAGGUGAAGUGGUGUAUCUAACUCAUGAACUAAAAAAGUUAGAUAAAAUUUAAUCCUUGUAAAUACUUUAUCAACAGAACAUCUUCCCCGAUGUAAUAUCCAUUGUUAUAUGAACCAGGAAUGAUUAAAAUAGUAAGUUUAAAUCGUA